Molecule: messenger RNA, 805 nt
Organism: Didymodactylos carnosus
Lineage: Eukaryota; Metazoa; Rotifera; Eurotatoria; Philodinida; Philodinidae
Source: the annotation of a GenBank genome assembly
ACGCUAUCAUCUUCUUUUUGUCAUGACUCAAGUACAUUUUCUUCUUUCUCGUCGACAUUGACUUGUCCUGCUUGUCAGCUUCUUACAUUCGGUGUCGUGUCUAUAUAGAAGAGCAUCGCAAGAAGAAGUGCAUACAAUUUUCCAACAUGCUCCGAAUACAACGAAAUUCAGCUGUGAGCGUCCGGGAGUCAGAAAAACAAGAAUACGUACCACUGAAACGAGUGAGUGUCGAAGCAUUUAUACAGUCAUAUGCUGCCGAUGUCAUUAUCAAGCAAGUCUUUCGCAAUGAUGAAACAACAUCGAUCGAAGCUGUGUACUGCUUUCCGAUCGAAGAACAAGCAGCUGUCUAUGCGUUUGUUGCUCAUAUUGAUGAUCGAGGAAUUGUUGCUGAGUUGAAAGAAAAGAAAGAAGCACAGAAAGAAUACAGCGCUGCUCUUCGACAAGGUCACGGUGCCUAUCUACUCGAACAAGACGAAAAAUCGCAAGAUAAUUUUAUCAUCAACGUGGGCGCACUACCAUCAGGCAAAGAAUGUCACAUUUCUAUUUCAUACGUCUCCGAAUUAGAUCUUGUGCAAAAUGACAGCAAAAUUCGCUUUGUUGUACCUACUACAAUUGCACAGCGUUAUAAUCCGGACAAGGGUGCCAUCGGUUCACCGGCUGCUACCAUAUCAAAAUAUGUUCAAACACCCUCAAAAUAUGUCUAUAUUAUUGAAUUUGCCCAAGAAAAUAUCCAUUUGGAUCGGGAUAUUCUUGUUGAUAUUGAAUUAGCCGAAACUCGUUCGAAUACAAUUGUUGCCGUUGAGAC